This is a messenger RNA of Fraxinus pennsylvanica, 330 nucleotides long. NCBI's taxonomy places the organism in Eukaryota, Viridiplantae, Streptophyta, Magnoliopsida, Lamiales, Oleaceae. The record is from the annotation of a GenBank genome assembly.
AUGAGCAUAACGUUGGAGGUGGAGGAACCCGAGAAGCACCAAGAGAAAGUGAUGGAGAAAAUGGGGAACUCAGAUAGCUCAUUUACAAACGCAAUGGAACUUGCUCAAAUGGGAAUAAGCAGCAUUCCCAAUUGUUAUAUUCUUCCACCGGAACAUCGCCCUAACAUUAGCCAAAAUCUACCUUCGUCAACUGCAGAUUUGCCUGUUAUAGAUUUAUCUAUGCUAGAAAACCCAAUCCUUAGAGAGCUGCUAAUCGAGCAAGUUAGCUUUGCCUGCAAGGAAUUUGGUUUUUUUCAGGUAUACUCGUGCAUCAAUAGUUAUAAUAGAUAA